UUUAUUCGAUACUUUGUUUGUUUGUUUCCCAUGGCGGGCCAUAACUAACUAUCGUGUAUUUCUACUUGUCAUCAUUCAGCUCUGCGGCUUGCAUUUCAAAAGUCAUGUUUCGCAACCAAUAUGAUAGCGAUGUUACGGUGUGGAGUCCGCAAGGACGCCUACAUCAGGUGGAGUACGCAAUGGAGGCCGUGAAACUCGGCACCGCAACUGUGGGUCUGAAAAAUAGAGAAACCGCCGUGUUGGUUGCCUUGUGCAAGCCGACAUCAGAGCUCUCGGCCUCCCAGCGCAAGAUAAUCCCAAUUGAUGAUCACUUGGGUAUAUCUAUUGCGGGAAUUACAGCGGACGCCCGUGUGCUUAGCCGGUAUUUGCGCUCGGAGUGUUUAAACUAUAAGCACUCGUACGAUUCCACUUAUCCGGUUUCCCGGCUGAUCACAAACCUAGGAAACAAGAUGCAGACUACCACUCAGCGCUACGAUCGUCGUCCGUAUGGAGUGGGUCUUUUGGUAGCCGGCUAUGAUGAAAACGGUCCGCACAUCUACCAAGUCACGCCAUCGGCGAUCUUUUAUAAUUGUAAAGCCAAUUCGAUUGGAUCACGGUCGCAAAGUGCACGCACCUAUUUGGAACGCAAUCUUGGCUCAUUCUUGGACUGUUCCAAUGAUGAUAUCAUCUGUCACGGCAUUCUUGCUAUUCUCGGGUCCCUGCCCACCGAUGAGCACCAGAGCAAAGAGAAUUCAGCUCAGUUUAACAUUACGGUGGCCAUCGUCGGUAAGAAUCAGCCAUUCAAAAUUCUUUCGGAGAAGGAAAACGAGAAAUAUCUUAAGAUGGCAAAGGAGAAGGGCACCCCAGCUGAUCCUCCCAGAGGCGACGACGACGAUGAUGACCGCCCAUCCACCUCAGACCAACCAGAUCAGGGACCCCGCGAACCUCAGGUCCUUGUUGCCACCGAGCAGCGUCCUUAGGCUCUUAUAGGAAUGUGAAAGCAUCUUAACCAUUAAGAAUGUAAGAUUGGAGGAUACAAUAAAAUUGUUCAUGCAUUUGCAUACAUCUUAAAACAGA
Molecule: messenger RNA, 1056 nt
Organism: Drosophila ficusphila
Lineage: Eukaryota; Metazoa; Arthropoda; Insecta; Diptera; Drosophilidae
Gene: Prosalpha6
Product: proteasome subunit alpha type-1
Exons: 3
Coding region: 105-959 (284 amino acids)
Biological process (GO): ubiquitin-dependent protein catabolic process
Cellular component (GO): proteasome core complex; nucleus; proteasome core complex, alpha-subunit complex
Source: RefSeq, a predicted model, not a curated record